Aplysia californica (California sea hare) is the source of this 4346-nucleotide messenger RNA. RefSeq names its product AP-2 complex subunit mu. The record is from RefSeq and is a predicted model, not a curated record. The transcript has 11 exons. Gene Ontology annotation, biological process: intracellular protein transport; clathrin-dependent endocytosis. Gene Ontology annotation, molecular function: clathrin-cargo adaptor activity. NCBI's taxonomy places the organism in Eukaryota, Metazoa, Mollusca, Gastropoda, Aplysiida, Aplysiidae. Bases 142 to 1455 code for a protein of 437 amino acids. Gene Ontology annotation, cellular component: AP-2 adaptor complex; cytoplasmic vesicle.
GAACAAGGAAACGUAUUACUUUCAUCUUGGGGAGAAAAUCUGGCUCUGUAGACUUAUGGGAUCGGGGAUAUGGCGAAGGUAACACCCCUUUCCACCGAAUAAUUUGAAUUUUGAGGAGGAGAAAAGUGUAAAACUGUCACAAUGAUUGGUGGCCUUUUUAUCUACAAUCAUAAGGGAGAGGUCCUGAUCUCCAGGGUCUUCCGUGAUGACAUUGGACGUAAUGCAGUGGACGCCUUCCGUGUGAACGUGAUCCAUGCCCGGCAGCAGGUGCGGUCGCCUGUCACCAACAUUGCCAGAACCAGCUUCUUCCACAUCAAACGCUCCAACAUCUGGGUGGCUGCCGUCACCAAGCAGAAUGUCAACGCCGCUAUGGUCUUUGAGUUCCUGCACAAAAUGUGCGAGGUCAUGGCUGCCUACUUUGGCAAGAUCUCCGAGGAGAACAUCAAGAACAAUUUUGUCCUCAUCUAUGAAAUCUUGGAUGAGAUUCUGGACUUUGGAUACCCUCAGAACACAGACACUGGCAUUCUGAAGACUUUCAUCACCCAACAAGGUGUCAAGUCCCAGACCAAAGAAGAAACAGCACAAAUCACCUCUCAGGUGACUGGUCAGAUCGGCUGGAGGCGAGAGGGCAUCAAGUACAGGAGGAAUGAGCUGUUCCUGGAUGUCCUGGAGUCUGUGAACCUGCUCAUGUCCCCUCAAGGCCAAGUCCUAAGUGCCCACGUGGCUGGACGUAUUGUGAUGAAGAGCUACCUGAGUGGCAUGCCGGAGUGCAAGUUUGGCAUCAACGACAAGGUGCUGGUGGAGAGCAAGGGCAAGAGUAGCCUGGACGACAGCUCACGGGGAGGCACUGCAGGUAAGACAGCCAUCGCCAUCGACGACUGCCAGUUCCACCAGUGUGUCAAGCUAAGCAAGUUUGAGACGGAGCACAGCAUCAGCUUCAUCCCUCCAGAUGGCGAGUUUGAGCUCAUGAGGUACCGCACUACUAAAGACAUCAGCUUGCCAUUCCGUGUGAUCCCGCUUGUGAGAGAGGUCGGACGACAGAAGAUGGAGGUCAAGGUUGUUGUGAAGUCCAAUUUCAAACCGUCACUGCUGGCUCAAAAAGUUGAGGUUCGAAUCCCCACUCCCCUCAAUACGAGCGGUGUACAAGUCAUAUGCAUGAAGGGCAAGGCCAAGUACAAGGCCAGUGAGAACGCAAUUGUGUGGAAGAUCAAGCGUAUGGGGGGCAUGAAGGAGUGCCAGCUGAGUGCGGAGAUUGAGUUGCUCAACACCAGUGAUAAGAGCAAGAAGUGGACCCGACCACCCAUCUCCAUGAACUUUGAGGUGCCAUUUGCUCCCAGUGGGUUCAAAGUUCGCUACCUGAAAGUGUUUGAGUCCAAGAUGAACUACAGCGACCAUGAUGUGAUCAAGUGGGUGCGCUACAUCGGACGCAGCGGCCUGUAUGAGACGCGGUGCUAGACCCAACGUCGCACCUCGCUCCAUGAUGGACUGCGAGCUGCAGCGGGAAGAACAUACACACAGGCGAGGGACAGGGUGACGUACACACAGCUCUGACGUACAGACACUGCUGGUCUACUACACCCUGGACUGACCGGUCCUUUCUGUGGCUGUGCUCGAAAUGAAUGUGACUUGGGAUUCGAUGAAGUACUCAGUAUGAUUCUGGAAGCGCGAAAGAGAUGGAUGUACGCAUGUGUUGUCGUCUUUUUCUGUUAAGAGAUAUUGGGCUGACUUUCUCCCAUUUGCCACUUUGGGACUCUUGAGACUUUUAAACUUAGAUUUAGAGACAGGGUUGUCCCAUAGAGACAUUGCUCGCUGGUUGAUGGUUAUGCCAUUUUUGUCUACUGCCAGGGUAGCGCUUAUAUUUUGUGUGGUUCUGGCAAGAUGGGAAAAGUAAUAUUUCUUAUUAUGAGUUUACAUUUAUUUGAGAUGUAGGGGUCACUGGGUCAGAAAUGAGUCGUCGUGGAUGGUGGUGAUUUUAGGUACAACUAUGUAAUACUUACUGCAGUAGAGCUGGAUUGUGUAGUGUUUGUGUGUGUUGAGAAAGUGUUUGUUUUUUUUGUUUGACUUUGACAAAGGGAUGUAUCCAUUUUGAAAACAAUUAUUCAUGGGUCAUAGAGUUCGAUCCUGUGUUUGAUGUCAGUACUGCUCAUUCUGCUUAAAUAAGACGAAGUCCACUACAAAAUGAAUUCAUUAGCCCCUUAGAUCCCAAUAUGCUAGCUGUCAGUACCAUUUCUUUUACAAUUACGCAUUUAUGUGUAUUUGAAUGAUGGAGAGAGAGAAGACGAGGAAAAAGAGAGAGAGAGAGAGAGAAAUGUAAUGUGUUUUUUGUGACUGUGGUUCUGUUGGAGACGGAAUGUGUCCCCAGCCCCCCAGUCUGUAAGAUUCGUGUGUUGUGAGUGUUGUCACGGAUUAUGUUCCUUCUCAUUCAAAUCCGAUGAUGUGUUUAUCAUACUUGUGUCAGCCAUGUAAUAAUUUCAUAUUCAAAGCUGUGAUUUGUGUUAGCAUAGCUCUUUUGCUUCACUUUUCAUUGCCCGCUUUCUCUUUCCACACCUUUUCUUGUCUCCCCCAUUCUUCGCUCCCCUUUCACCCUCUUACACAAACUGCUCCUAGUCCCAUACCUAGUUAUGCCCUCUCUGUGCCCUGUGUGUAGUCUAUAAUUCUAUACCCCUGUGUUCUGAUCAUGUUCAAUGUGUCUACUGCAAUAUGGUUGUUUCUUUAUUUAGAUAUAAAAUACAUUUGUUUUUGUAGUGGUUCUUCAGUGGAUGGCAUUGACCUUGAGAAAGUGUCUGUAGGGUAGAAAUUUAUAGAACUUAUUGUGUAGAUGUUCAACACCCUAUGAGAACGAGUGUGUGAAACAAUAAGUGAUGGUUCCGACUUUUCUUUGAAGUAUUCUGUGUUAUGAAGCUCUCAUCAUCAUCAUUUGUUGGUGCCGUGAUCUCCAUGCCAGUCACACAAUGGAGUCUGCUUGUGAUAAACAUGCAAGACAUGAAAUCUGUCUUUAAUACAGCCACCGGUGUCAAAUUGCAUUUGCUCCAUACUUGGCGAAAUGCUUAAAAUGGAUCUUAAAUGUCUGCCAUGUGCAGGUUUAUUGUAAGAGGAUUCCUUUGCAGUGGCAUGUGUACCAUUUUGAACAAUAUUUAAUUAUGUUCUUAACCGAAUUAUGUCAAUUUAAUCAAGCCUUGUAUGCCCAUGCUAUCUUAUUCUGCACUGUUUGUGUUUGUCAUGUAUGUUUAUCUUCAGUUCUACGACAGCUACUUUAAUCAUCCACAUUGGCACAAGAGUAUGCGAACACACAGUGGUUUGCAUCCUUUUUUUUACCAUGAAUGAGCAGAGAGAGUUACAAUGAUCAUGAUGCUCGCAUUGUUGUUAUUCACUUGUUUUAGCCUCUCCUCCACGGAGCCAUGCAUUCCACUUGGGAGAAGUACCUGACCAGUGUGUAGCCACUGUGUUUCUUUUUUUCUGUGUAGGUCUCUUAGUCAAAAUGUGUGGUUGGUCGUGCUGUCCACAGCCCACACGUCAUCAGGCUCUCCGCUUAAGGCUGCGCAGACUUCAACAACUUAUGUUUUGACUCUUUUCUUUUUUUUUUCUUUUUUUUUUAAAAUCAUCUUGCUCGUCUGUGACAUUUUAGCUGCUGCUGUUGCUUUUGCUCUCUUUUCUCCAACUUGUGAAAGUUGCAACUUUAGGUGACACUCAGACGUGUGCGUUUUUAAUGAUGGCCUCAUUGUGGCCUAUGUUUAGAUGGAAAUGAAUGUGAAAAAUUCUGAUCGUGCUUUUCAUGAGCUCCUUUGGGUGACUCGAUUGCAGCUCAUACAUAAUCUUCGACUUGUAGGUUUUCAAUCAACAUCGGUCAAGUGACAGUGUCUAGAUUCUUUUGUUUGCAUAGCCUCAGAAGCAUUCUUUGAGUGUCACAUAUGUUGCAUUGAAUUGAGGCGAAUCAAGAUUUGCUUUAAAAACAUUUGGUGAUCAGCCUGUUAGAGGAUUGUUUGUCCUCAGUCUCUCGCAGAAGUAGACUUGUUUAGGUUACUACCCAGCACUGCACAGCUGGUUUCCUCUCGGGGUAUGUCCAGUGUUGUUUCAAAAAACACUUGGAAAGUGUUGGCAAAACUCCAGCAUUGUUUAGACAAUGUACUGGGACAGGGGGAGAAGAGACUGGCUUUCUCUAAAAGUAAAAGUCUCUCUGUCUCUCUCUCUCUCUCUCUCUCUCUCCCUCUUGUUCUGUUUGUGUUUGUGUGUCUGACGUAUCUGAUCAGGGAUUCUAUGUGUCACAGUCGUUGCAUGACUCAUUACCACUAGAGCUUAAUGUAACUGUGUAGUCAAUAAACUUCCGUACCAAAGGGAAUUUCUCUCCU